This is a messenger RNA of Gossypium raimondii (Peruvian cotton), 1491 nucleotides long. RefSeq lists its product as uncharacterized. NCBI's taxonomy places the organism in Eukaryota, Viridiplantae, Streptophyta, Magnoliopsida, Malvales, Malvaceae. The coding region runs from base 201 to 743 and encodes 180 amino acids. The transcript has 8 exons. Gene Ontology annotation, cellular component: MIS12/MIND type complex. Gene Ontology annotation, biological process: chromosome segregation. The record is from RefSeq and is a predicted model, not a curated record.
AAUCAAAUCAUAUUAUAUUUCGGGUUCUGAAUCUCUCGCUUUCAGGCUUUCUCCCUCUCACAUAAACACUCUUUGGUGGCGAAUCUUUAGAAAAGAAAGCAAAAUUUGAACAUUGAUUGGCGGGAAACUAAGGAAACGUAGCCGGUACUCUUUAAUUGUGGUUUUUCGUGAGGCUGCUAUUCUAAUUUGUAUCAAAGAAGAUGGAUAGCAGAAAUGGCGGUGGUCCCGUCACAACAAUAGGAAAAAGGCAAUCCGAUUUGAAAAAGUCUUUCAAGCUCGCCGUUCGCUCUCUUCUCACUACUUGUCCUACACAGGAAUUCAGCAAAGCGUUUCCAAAAUUUUCAAGUAUCGAGCAAGAACAUCUCCACCAGCUUUUUAUUCAGGUCAUUACCUCUUUACAUGGGAAUAUAGAGGACGAAUUUGAGUCUUUAUGCAAUGAAACACAGGUAGGAGAUGCCCUUGAUACUGUGGAGCAACUUGUGGAAGAACAAUCUCUUGACCCUUUGUCUUCAGAUAGGACUAACGUAAUGGAUGCAGUGCACAAUUUGUCAGCAGCGAAGAAAGCUGAGAUCCAUUACUUAAGAGGCCUGCUGGAAAGGGCUGAAGAACAUAAUCGGCUUAUUCAAGCUCGGGUGGACCUACUUAGGAAUAAGACACAAGAAGUCCCGGACAUAAAAGAUUUUAUUGGGAAGUUGAGAGGUGGAAUUUUAAGUUACAAGGGAACACAAAAUGUGGAGCUUUAAAUGGUCUGCAACUGGUGGGGCUGGCAAAGUGUAUCUCAGACUGCAGUGACUGAGAAGCUGCAUGGAGCGGUUAAUAGUUAAUACGUAUUUGUAGUGAGAUGGUGUUAAACCUUAAGCGUGGUUGUAAUAAGUAAAUACAUUGCGAGUUCUAAACCUACUUCUACUUGUUUGGGUAAAGCAAAAUGAUGAGUGUCGGGAUUUGGGUGAGUCGAAAGGUGUAUAGUUGGAUUUAGACGGUAAGGCCAGCAAGAAUGAAUCAAAAAAUCGCAGUGUUGGAUUGAUAUGGCCUGCUCUGCUCUUUUGUUCUUGCUCUUGCUCCUGGCUAGUUCCUACAACACAAACACAAUGGUACAACCUCUCAACUCAAGCUACCUAUGCUUGCCAUUGCCAUUGCCAUCGGAAUAUAUGUUUAUUUUAUAUGAAUGUGCAAUUGGAACCUUUUAGUAUUUGCACAUACGCCCUCCUCCCUUGGCUUCCAUUUGAGAUUCACUGUUGCUGUUGCUGUUGCCGUUGCCUGUUGGUGGUUUACACACAGUUCCAAAGUAUCAUUAGAUAUAUGAUCAUCCGGUUGCAGUGGGUGACAAUGCAUAGAUACUUUUGUCAAAGCUACAUUACUCCCGCCCAACAAAGAAAUUAAAAGUAAGCUGACAGAUGAUAAUAUGCAUUGAUGAUGUUAACAUGAACAUUUUUUGUCAAAAUUCAUAUUCAUGCAUCGAAUGGAGACUAUCUGACAGUUUUGAAAGGUCAA